This is a messenger RNA of Trypanosoma grayi, 2808 nucleotides long. Its product is annotated as putative MYH7B protein. Gene Ontology annotation, molecular function: protein binding. Gene Ontology annotation, cellular component: cytoplasm. Bases 1 to 2808 code for a protein of 935 amino acids. Lineage: Eukaryota; Euglenozoa; Kinetoplastea; Trypanosomatida; Trypanosomatidae. The record is from RefSeq and is a predicted model, not a curated record. The transcript has a single exon.
AUGCGGUGCGGCACGCCGGGUGGGCGGCCCACCACUCCAAUACCGCGGAAGCCCCGGCCGCCACUGCUGUUGCACUCACGCAAAAAUGAGGCUUCUCCUGUUCCACAGCGGCGGAGCUCCGUCACAUGUGGCGCAGUAUCGCCAACGAAGGCGGUCGUGUUCAAGCGGAUUCAUCAGCCGGUGGUGGAGAGCGCGGCGCUGCCAGAAGACACCCUUCGCGCACUCCGCCACACACGCAGCCUGUUCCUUUGCUGCCGUGACCUCCUCUCCUUUAGCCACAUCCGCUACCUAGAGCAUAUGACGCAAAUUUCCUCUCUGAACGUUCAUAUGAACUCUAUUUCCCGCAUAGAGUGCCUGGGCCAUUUGCAGCACCUCACAGAGCUUGACGUCAGCGCCAACGAGUUGCGGGCCGUGGAUGAAGAUGCGUUCAAAGGGCUGCACCAGCUGAAACGUCUCAACCUGUCGAGCAACUUUUUGACAACCGUCAGCGGCUUCCAGCACCUUCCGGCACUGGAGUGGCUUUCACUUAGUUUCAACGAGCUCCAGAGUGUGCAGGGACUGCGACGGCUGCCGUGUCCGCAGGAGCUUCUCCACUUGGAUAUUUGCGGGAACAGAAUAGCGACAUUAGCAGAGCUGGAGGAUUCACUGGAAAACUGCCGGUGCCUUCAAGACCUUCGCGUGGAAACACCAAAGGCGGCGUUGGUAUUGCCGACGAUGCCACCACAACUUCAGCUGCGGGAAAAUCCUUUUUGCGCCGCGGAACCGAACUACGCAGAGCGGCUUCUGCAGCGGAUGCAACGACUAGUCCUUUUGAACGGCGUGCCGUGUGGCUGCGAUCCCACCGCGGACGCACUCCAAAGGCGCCACACCGCAUCAGCCAGCCGCGACGAAUCGCUUGAGCGCCGUCCUCUUGACUUCACGUCGUCCAUCGUCAUUACCGCCCCGCACGUGGCUCCGUGCAAGGAUGUAUUGGUAAACACAUACGCUAUAGAUGAAAGCGUGGCGUGCGCAGCGAGCUCCACCACUGGCGCCAGCAGCAGCAGCAACAACACCAGCGGCGCCUGUCCUUCUUCUCCGCAGUGGCGCGAAAAGCACGUCUCGCGUGGUGUUGUCACAGAGGUGUCGAUCCCCCCAUACAAGGAGCUUCUUCACGUGGCGGGCGUCGAGGAGGCGGUGAGACAGAAAGAGCUACAGGCCAAGGAUGAGCUUAUUGAGCACCUCGAAUUGAAGUUCAUGCGAGCGCAAGAGCAGUUGGCGCUCCGUGCGGCACUGGAAGAGGACCUGCGCCGUAAUUUCGAGGAUGUGCGUCAGACUCACGCCACUCUUCUGGAGACUUCUGCAGAGGAAAAGAAGCGACUGUGUCGGCAGGUGGCAGCAUUGAAAGAUGAGCUCUCGCGUCGCUCAGAAGAGGCUGCUAUCCUUCAGCGAAGGAAUCGAGUGGAACUUGAAGAACAGACCAACGCACUGCGGGCAGAACUGGUGCGGCAGAAGAAGGAAACUGCUGCUGCGGUGCGGCGCAUGGGCGACGAGGUCUCGCGGGCGCGCAAGACGGCGCAUGAGCGGGUGACGGAGCUAGACACAAAGCUUCAUGAUGCCGUCCGACAGAAUGAGUGGUUGGAGCAGCAAAAUGAAAAGGCAGAGGCCUACGUAAAUAAGUGGAAGAGUGAGUCGCAGAGCGAAAGGGCUGCGCUGCUGGCGUGUGAGAGACGGCUUCACCUGUUUGGGGAGCAGCACCACCUGCAGUUAGAAGAGUUGGCAGCGCGGCGUCAGUUGGAGUCCGUGGCGUGUAGCAACAUUCUUGCCGCCGCCGCUGUGCAUAUCGGUGUGCUGCGUCGCGAGGGCGACUCGUUGCAUCUUCGCUGGCGCAAUCACCAGCGAGCCUGGGAGGAGUACACUGCCGCCCUGCAGCAGCACUAUCAGGAGGCGCUGCUGAAGCUGCAAAUGGUGCAGAUGGCGCCCCCGGUGCGUGUGGACGUCGGCUGUGACCCCAUUGACGCGCACGCCCAUUGCGCGGAGGAGGCGGAAGUGCAGCGGCUGCAGACUGCGCUGUCGGUUGCCCAGCAGUCGGAGCAGCUGCUCUCCCGCGAGAAUGAUCGGCUGUUGGUGUGCGUGGGCAACAAGGAGCGCGAGCUGGCCGAGGCGGCGCAGCAAUUGCAGGAGUCGGAGGGGGCGGCGCGGACGGUGAGGGAAGCCCUGGAGCGCGAGCGCGACAACCUCGUCCGCACGCUCCACAACCUGCGCGGGUCGAUUGAAAAGAAAAAUGCGGCGUUCGAUGAACUGGAGGCCGAGGCAAAGCUAAAGAUCGACGAAAAGCGGUCCAUCAUCGCCCGACUGGAGGCGCGCCUCGAUGACGAAGAAGACGCGGCGGCUAAGAAACUUCGGCGCGCGGAGGAGGAUCUGNGGCGCCUCAAGACGGAGCUACACGCUGCCCAGCAGGCACGAGCCGAAGAGACGUCACCGUCCCAACCACAGCAACAUCAGCUGACGGAGCUACUGAGUGCGCUUGAGGACUCCAAGCAAAAGCUCGCCGCUUCUAUGGUGCGUGAACACCAGCAGUCCCUAAAGCUGGGUCGUGCUGCAGAAGCCUUGUCACUUCUCCGCGGCCAGCUGGCACGCGUUGAUGAGGCGAACUCGCGUCUGACGAAGGUGAUCAGUGAGAAAGAGGCUGCACUGUGCAGCGCAGAGACAGAGCGGCGCCAGCUACAGGCUCAGUGGCAGGAGGCGCAGGAGGCCACGCGUGUGCGGCAGCGUGCGACGUUGCAGGCGUUAUCGCAGAUCAUGAUGGACGGCAACGACGGUGAAGCGUGA